AGGAUAUUGUUACUCCUAAACACCACAAAGGAGCAAGUUAAAAUUGUGAGGUUCUAAAACACAAGAAAGCCAUUUGGGCGCAAUUCUCUGUGGCAUCUCUGGAACACUACCUGAGAAUUCCUGUGUGCCAUGUCAAAGAAACGCAAAUGGGAUGAUGACUAUGUCCGUUACUGGUUCACCUGUACAACAGAGGCUGAUGGAACUCAGCGCCCACAGUGUGUGUUGUGUAACUCAGUAUUUUCAAAUACUGACCUCAGGCCAUCAAAACUGUCAGACCAUUUUAACAGACAGCAUGGUGGUAUAGCUGGACAUGAUCUCAGUGGCCUGAAGCCUGUGCCAACACCCUCUGAUAAGAGUGAAACCUUGAAAGCACUCGGAGUUGCAUCUCAUGAGGAUGCCUUAUUACAAGCAUCAUAUCAGUUUGCAUAUUUAUGUGCCAAAGAGAAGAAUCCUCAUACAAUAGCUGAAAAAUUAGUCAAACCUUGUGCACUAGAAAUAGCCCAAAUAGUUUUGGGACCAGAUGCACAAAAAAAGCUUCAGCAAAUACCUUUAUCAGACAAUGUGAUCCAUUCUAGAAUUGAUGAAAUGAGCCAGGAUAUCUUACAGCAAGUUCUAGAAGAUAUCAAAGCCAGUCCUCUUAAGGUGGGUAUUCAGCUUGCUGAGACAACUGACAUGGAUGACUGCAAUCAGCUAAUGGCAUUUGUACGAUAUAUAAAAGAGAAAGAAAUCAUUGAAGAAUUCCUGUUCUGCGAACCACUACAGUUAACCAUGAAAGGAAGAGAUGUGUUCAGCCUCUUCAGGGGCUUCUUUCUGAAGCACAAAAUAGCACUUGAGGUUUGUGGCUCUCUUUGCACUGAUGGUGCCUCCUCUGUGCUAGGAGAAGAUUCAGAAUUUGUUGCCUGUGUGAAAAAAGAGGUACCUCACAUCGUGAUCACACAUUGUCUGUUAAACCCUCAUGCACUUGUCACGAAGACAUUGCCUACAAAACUGAGGGAUGCCCUGUUUACUGUGGUGAGGGUGAUCAAUUUCAUCAAAGGUCGAGCUCCAAACCAUCGCCUGUUUCAGGCUUUCUUGGAAGAAAUUGGCAUAGAAUAUAGCGUCCUCCUUUUCCAUACUGAAAUGAGGUGGCUUUCCCGAGGACAAAUGCUGACUCAUAUUUUUGAAAUGUAUGAAGAAAUAAAUCAGUUUCUUCACCACCAAAGCAGUACUUUAAUUGAUGGCUUUGACAAUAAAGAGUUCAAAGUUCACCUGGCAUACCUCGCAGAUUUAUUCAAACACCUAAAUGAACUCAGUGCCUCUCUGCAAAGGACUGGGAUGAACACAGUUUCGGCUAGAGAAAAGUUAUCUGCUUUGGUUAGAAAGUUUCCAUUUUGGCAAAAAAGAAUUGAGAAAAGAAACUUUACCAAUUUUCCCCUCCUUGAAGAAAUCACUGUUUCUGACGGUGAAGGAGUGUGUAUUGCCCCCGAUGUAACAUGGCACCUGCAGCAGUUGAGCAGCUUCUUCCAGGGAUAUUUUUCUGUUGGAGCCCUUGAUGAGGCAAGGAAGUGGAUACUGGAUCCAUUUCUUUUUAAUCUCGAUUUUGUUAAUGAUGGCUAUUUAAUGAAAAAUGAUCUUGCCGAAUUACGAGCUAGUGGCCAAAUCCUCAUGGAGUUUGAAACGAUGAAGCUUGAGGAUUUCUGGUGUGCUCAGUUCACAGUGUUUCCAAACCUGGCAAAGGCAGCUCUGGAGAUCCUCAUGCCAUUUGCAACUACAUACCUGUGUGAGCUGGGCUUUUCAUCACUUCUGCAUUUCAAAACCAAGUCCAGAGGUGGCUUUAGUGUGAGUGAUGACAUCCGUGUCGCUAUUUCAAAAAAAGUUCCUCGUUUCUCAGACAUCAUUGAACAAAAGCUGCAGUUGCAGCAGAAGUCACUGUAAGCUUAUAUACUUUUUUAAUGUGUGAUUUUUUAAUAUAUACUUAAUACCAUUGUAAAAUUAAACUGUAAUUAUUUUCCUUUUAUAUUUAUGGUAUGCUGAAUUCUGUGCUUAAAAAAUUAGUUACUUCAGCUUUUAAUAAGGCAUGUGAAAAUGUUUUGUGGUUUUCUAGGUGUUUUUUGUUUGUGUGUGUGUGAGAGAGAGAAAAUGUGUUUUGAGAGGAAAACAAACAGCAGAAAAGAUUACCAGUGCCUGGUUGAUUGAUAGAAUUUUUCUGAUGCUGAGUAUCUGUUUGACCUAUUACAAUACAUAAAAAGAACCCAAGUUCUAGAAUGUCCAGCUAAAUGAUGGGCUAUGAAUUGAGUCAUGAGUAAAGAGAAGACCUCUCAGAAAUUGAAAACAAAAUGACAGCUAACUCCUGCCUUUUAAAUGUAUUAUUCAGAGCUAAUCUCGAUGUCUAGUCCCCUGGCUCCAAUUCUGUCAAUACCAGGAUACUAAUAAAUACCCUAAUGUAUUAGUCACUUCACUUUUAAAUUGCUUCAGUAUUCCAGAUCAUCAAAUCUGAAAAGGGAGCUUCCUGAAGUUACCCUAAAGCUUCUCUUUUAGUAGUCCUACAUGAGAUCAAGGAUCCACAUUCCUCUUAUUUGUUUGUUUUAUUUUUUGUGGUAUCAAAGAUCAAAUGCUGGGCUAGUGCUCUACUGUGGAGCUACACCCCCAGCCCAACAUCAUCAUCAUCAUCAUCAUUCUGAGACAUGAUCUCAUUGAGUUGCCCAGGCUGGCCUUGAACUUGUGAUACUCCUACCUCAGCCUCCAGAAUAGCUGGGAUUACAGCUAUGCGCCACCAUACCCAGCUGAGGGUCCUCAUUCUUAACUGGUUCUCCAGAUGGUUCCCAUGGAUUAUUUGGUCAUCUGUCUGCAGCUUAUUUUCCCUGGAUCUAUUUUUCCUCUGAAAAGCCACAAUCCCUUCCUGCCCAAUUACCUUUUUUCUGCUUUAAGUCUUUGGUUCCACCUGUCUCUUAAGUAUUAUGUUCACACUAAGCACAUGUGGAAGCUUUUAUUUAUCAGCUUCAGAAGUUUAUUAUUGACUCAAGAUAACAGGUAAGGACUGAAUUUGUAAAACAUCCAUCUCCCUCCAGCUAUUCAUCCCAAUUUUUUAAUUAGAGUACUAAUUUUAGUUCCUUUAAUCGUUGUGUACAGCAAUUUGAUUACAGAUUUUUUUCCCUCUAGAAUUUCAUUGCAUGGAAAGAAUCAGAAAUGUCCAAAUACAUGGUAGCUAGUCCCAACUUUUUUAUAGUAGCAAAAUAACUGAAGCGGGGGAAAAAGAACUCUAAAGGGGAGUAGACCUUGACUACCAAAGUUAGAUGCCACUUGAAUACUGCAAAUUAAAGUUUAUAUUUUCUACACAAAACAAUGUUAUCAUCAUGUAUAAAAACGCUUUUAUCAGUAAAUUAACUUGCCUUCAUUUAAAAACAUAAAUACAAAAUAUAGGUCUUACUUUUUCCAAUUAUAAACUAACCUCAAAAGCAGUGGGAAAAAUUUCCAGAGCUAAUACAGGAAUAAUCUAGAUGCACAUAUAUGUAUGCAGUUCUGAAGACAGAAGGACAGGGUUCAGACUGUGCAAAGCCUGCGACUUCAUAGUACAACAGCAGCAUUGGGGUGAUGUGGCCUUUGGCAGCCAUCUUCCAUCAAGUCUGCUAGAAACUCUCCAGAUUAAUUAAUCAACUGUUGCUCCAAAACAAAAACCCGAAGGGCAGUUUUAAGGAAAUGGUUUUAAAACGGUUUUUAGUUCAUUUUCAAAUAACAGUUUAUUUUCCCCUAAACAAAAGAAAGAGACACAGUGUUGACUAAAAUGAAGAAGAAACUUAAAGCAUAAAUUGGCACAUAUAAGUCAUUCGUGUUCAUUUACUUUUUGCCAAGGAAGAGACUUGGGUUUACUUGGUUUUGUCACUAUGCAAUUAAAGUUAUGGAUAGAUUUCAAAAGGGAGUUCCAACAGGAUAGAGAUGCAGUCCUUAUGACCAGCAGAUGUCACUCUGCAGGUUUGGUUGAAAGCCGACUUACCUACAUAACAGAUUUUGCCAAAAUUCUGAUUUUAAACAUUUCUAAAAGAGGUAUUACUGACUCAAAUAAAAAAUGCCCUACCUGAGCCUCUACUGGCUUGAAAUUAGAAGACAGAACUCUGGCAGAAGCAGGAAGCUCCAGACGCUAAGAAAUCACUGAGAAAUGGGGUGAGAAAGAGGAGAAAUAAAUGGCUUUUCCUUUAAAACUAAUGUGAAUGUGGAUUUUUUUAUAUUUUGACUUUUUUAAGCCACUAAAAGCUGCUUAAUGUAGGUGAGUGGGUCAGCAUUUCAGACAUAAUCCAAUGGGAAUUAAAACCAAAUGAACAUACACUUUUAAAGCAUAAACUUUAUGGUACUUGAACUAUAUUUCAAUUUAAAAUGUAGGCUCUGUUUAUAGUAUAGGGUCUUUUUAGCACUAAGUCAUAUUAAAAUAUUGUAAACUCGGCUUUAAUAUCUACAGGAUUUGGAAUAGUCAAAUUUGAGGUUUUCACCAAAGUCCAUCUUAAUUUAAAGGGCAGUAUAAAACUAUUGUCUAAUACAUUAUAAUUUUUACUUCAUCUUCUGAGAAUAAAGAGAGACCCCUAAGGUUAUUGUCUUGAUUUACAAAUUUGCCACAAAUCUUACUCUUAAUUCAGAAAUGAAUUUAAGCCUUGGCUGGCUCACUUGGUAGCUGUGUAAACUCUAGGUCUCGGCCUGUAGGUAUCAAGAGGUCAGCUGACUGAUCAUCUCAUUUUGACCUGUCAGCGUUCGUUCAUUCAUUCACUUGCUUCUCUUAGUAAUAGCACCCCACUUUUUCUAAGGAACUAGCUUCCCCCAUCGUCAAUCCAUAUGGCCCCAUCUUGACUCCAGUCGGCCCCAGUGCAUUUGCUGGAAUUAGUGGGGAAGACACUGCAUAUGCUGACCUACCGGGGGUGCCUGGAUCUUCCAGUGGUCAAUUUUGCUACAACAUACAGAGAGGCUGCCAGAUGGAGCCAACAGAGAAAAGGAAAAAGAUUCCUCAUACCAUUCCUCCAGGUGCUAAAUGCAGACAUCCUUUUUCCCCCUUUUCAGUUAAACGAGGUAACAGAUUCCCUUCUUUGCUUGAGCUUGUUUGUUUCCUAUUACAUACAGCCAGGAGAUCUGCUUCAUAUACUUGGUUUCCAAUAUUUUAAUGAACGAGUAAUGGGAAAGUUUAGACUCCAUUAAUUUUAUUACAUGAUUUUGGACAAUUCUUACCAAUCCUGGGCCUCUAUGUCCCUCUUAUAAGAUGAAUAUUACAUAAGUUUUCCCUAUAGAAUAUUUUUUUCAUUUUUUCCACAAAGGUCAUAUUUUAUUUGCUUCAUUUUGGAAUUUUUGUGGCACUGAUAUCAGCCCAAAGAACUUUUCCUGGAUACAAACAGAAAACUAGACUUUUCUUGUGGGUUGGGAGUGGGCAACUUAGCAAGAUCCUGUCUCAAAAGAAAAACUGAAAGGGCUGGAGUAGUAACUCAGUGGCAAAGCACCCCUGGCUUCAGUCCCCAGUUCUGGAAAAAAAUUGUUAACAUCUUACCACAGCUAUCCACUUAAAUAUCUAGGUAACCAUGGAUCAAAUAGAGCCUAGUCAGGAAACAAGUCAUACCAUUUUUUAAACAAAAUAUGAAAAGAAUCAGAAUAGAGAAUUGGGAGGCCAAAAGGGAAAACCGAGUUAUCACGGAGAUAGUAAAUCAGGAAUACAGCCAACAUCCCAAGAAUCGGGGGAAUAAGAAAAGGAGGGAAUGAGAAGCCUGAUUGAGGGGUCCCGGGGAAAUGAGAGGAAAUGAGACUCAAUUGUCAGAGGAGUCCCUGCUUGACCUUGCUGGUUCAAAAGUCUGAAGAAGAGCUGCUAGCCUGCUGGUGCUAACAUCUCUAGGAGAGCACCGCAAGGCUGGUUGGGGAAGUGUGGAAAAAACAGAAACAAAUCAACUGCCACUCCUGGAAUUAACUCCUUUCCAGUGUGAAGAAGCAUCACAGAGAUGACACUACCCGCAAGUCACACAGGGUAGAGCUACUCCCUUGUGCUUUAGAUUUCCAGUAUCUCUUGCACCUCUUAUUUGCACAGUAAGAGAGAAGGUAAUUGAGAACAAAAUGUAUUUCUUGGGGUUCUGGCCCCAUCAUCACAAAGUAACAUAUACAAAGAAUAAAAAGGGUAGGUUUGAAGCUGAAACCCAUUGGCUUGGUUACCCCAGCACCUUCUGCCCUUUGACCUUUCAACAUACAGUCAUAUCCUCCUGUGCGUAUUGGAAUUUCUACCCAGUAAACAUAACUCUGUUUGUUAAGAUAUAACUAUCCUUUAUCAAUCAGAGGUGCUAUCUCCCCAGAAUGAGGAGACACAAAGUCUCCACUCCUCAAUUUACUAGCAGUCUCAUUAAAUAUCCUUUUCCCUAAAAUAAAUUUUGAAGUUAAUUAUCAGUAAUAAUCCUUGCAUAAAAUAACAAACCACCCUCAAAUAACUAAUAGGUCAAAGAAUGAACCCAAAGGGAAGUUAGAAAUUAUUUUGAGAGAAGUGAAAAUAAAAACCACAUACCAGAACAUAUGGAAUGCAGCAAAGGUAGUAUUCAAAAGGAAAGGUAUAGCUGUAAAUGCAUACGUUAUGAAGAAAACAAAUAAUAAACUUCCACCUUAAAAAACAAGAGUAAGCUAAACCCAAAGCAAGUCGAAGGAAGGAAAUAGAUAAGAGUAAAAAUGAACAGAGAAACUCACUGAAACCAAGAGUUGGUCCUCUGAAAAGAUAAAGAAACUUGACAAACCUUGAGUUAGAUUGUCCUGGUUGGGGGAAGACUCAAAAUCAGGAAUAAAAGAGGAAAAGGACUGGGGAUGUGGCUCAGUGGUAGAGCGCUUGCCUGGCACACAUGAGGC
Molecule: messenger RNA, 6822 nt
Organism: Sciurus carolinensis (gray squirrel)
Lineage: Eukaryota; Metazoa; Chordata; Mammalia; Rodentia; Sciuridae
Gene: Zbed8
Product: family with sequence similarity 200 member C
Exons: 2
Coding region: 130-1914 (594 amino acids)
Source: RefSeq, a predicted model, not a curated record